GGCGCGGAAGCGGAGGUUGCUCCGCCCCUUCCCUUUCCCCGGCCUCGGUGGCUCACGGGGUUUGGAUACGUCAGAUAUGCAUUGCAGCCUCCCGGAAGCGCUGAAGUGAGGGAGGCAAAACAGUAGAGGCGGCCAGGCACUGCUGAGUCAAUGAAGAGCAAGGAAGGAGCUGAAUAGUGUUUGUGCUGUCCAAAGCUGGGGAACCCAGGAUUCCAAGGAAGGACUAACCAGGACAGGAAUAUGGCUCCCAAGAAGACUACAGAGCUGCUUCAUCUGCUUCGACAAGCAAUGAGAAACUCCAAAUACGUUCCAGAGCCAAUCCAAGCCUACAUUGUACCCUCCGGAGAUGCACAUCAGAGUGAGUACAGUGCGCCUUGUGAUUGCCGAAGACAGUUCAUCUGCGGGUUUGAUGGCUCAGCAGGAACCGCCAUAAUAACAGCACAAGAGGCUGCCAUGUGGACCGACGGACGCUACUUUCUCCAAGCUGCUGAGCAAAUGGAUACCAACUGGACACUCAUGAUGAUGGGUCUGAAGAACACUCCCGCGCAGGAGGACUGGCUUGUGAGUGUUCUCCCCGAGGGUUCCAAAGUUGGAGUAGAUCCUUUCAUCAUUCCAGCAGAUCAGUGGAAGAGGAUGUCCAAAGUUCUGAAUAGUGCUGGCCAUACUCUUGUGCCCAUCAAAGACAACCUAAUUGAUGUCAUAUGGACGGAUCGACCACCACGGCCUUGCAAACCCUUGAUGACUCUAGGCUUGAACUACACAGGGAUCAGCUGGAAGGACAAGAUCACAGCCCUGCGGGGGAAAAUGGCUGAGAGGAAGGCUCCGUGGUUUGUGGUGACCGCCUUGGAUGAAGUGGCUUGGCUCUUUAAUCUCAGAGGCUCGGAUGUUGAGUACAACCCGGUCUUUUUUGCUUACGCCAUCAUAGGAGCCAAUACAAUCAGGUUGUUCAUUGAUGGCGAUCGCAUGUCCGACCCAGGCGUGAGAGAGCAUCUGUUGCUGGACUCUGCCCAGGACCCUGAGUUCAGCAUCCAAGUGCUGCCGUACGACUCCAUCCUGACGGUUCUGAAGUCCAUCUGCGACACCCUUUCUCCCCACGAGAAAGUUUGGCUCAGUGACAAAGCCAGCUAUGCCCUGACCCAGGCCAUCCCCAAGGAUCACCGUUACCUCACCCCCUACACUCCCGUAUGCAUUGCAAAAGCUGUGAAGAAUGCAGCAGAGUCAGAAGGCAUGAGGAGAGCUCACAUUAAGGAUGCUGUGGCCUUGUGUGAGUUAUUUAACUGGCUGGAGAAGGAGGUUCCCAAAGGGAAUAUUACUGAAAUAACAGCAGCAGACAAAGCAGAGGAGUUCCGUAGCCAGCAAGAGAACUUUGUCGACUUGAGCUUUGCUACAAUUUCAAGUACAGGCCCAAACGGUGCUAUAAUUCACUACAAGCCUACACCUGAGACAAAUAGGACUUUAUCCAUGAAUGAAAUCUACCUCCUGGAUUCUGGGGCUCAGUACAGGGAUGGAACUACAGAUGUGACAAGGACAAUGCAUUUUGGCACCCCAACAGCUUAUGAAAAGGAGUGUUUUACCUAUGUGCUGAAGGGUCACAUAGCUGUCAGCGCAGCCAUAUUCCCCAAUGGGACCAAAGGCCACCUCCUGGACUCCUUUGCACGCUCUGCACUGUGGGACCAAGGCUUAGAUUACCUGCAUGGCACAGGACACGGAGUUGGGGCUUUCCUAAAUGUCCAUGAAGGUCCAUGUGGCAUUAGCUACAAAACCUUUGCAGAUGAACCUCUGGAAGCCGGGAUGAUUGUUUCUGAUGAGCCUGGUUAUUAUGAGGCUGAUGCUUUUGGGAUCCGAAUAGAAAACGUUGUCAUUGUUGUUCCUGUUAAAACCAAGUAUAACUUCAGCAACAGAGGGAGUUUGACGUUUGAGCCUUUGACCCUGGUUCCUAUUCAGCCCAAAAUGAUAGACGUUGAUUUGCUAACUCCAAAAGAGUGCAACUGGGUGAACGAGUACCACAGAAAAUGCCGAGAGGUGGUCGGGGCAGAGCUGGAGAGACAAGGACGGCAAGAAGCUCUCCAGUGGCUCAUCAGAGAAACGGAGCCCAUCUCCAAGAUGCACUAACAGCAGCACACGUUCUCUUUGUGUCUAUGUGCAUUUCUGCGAGAAAGUCACUCCUUUUUACAAUUGCAAGUGCAGUAUUGGUUCAGCUUUACAAUAUA
Lacerta agilis (Sand lizard) is the source of this 2210-nucleotide messenger RNA. It is a transcript of the gene XPNPEP1, whose product is annotated as X-prolyl aminopeptidase 1. Bases 241 to 2112 code for a protein of 623 amino acids. The transcript is spliced from 21 exons. NCBI's taxonomy places the organism in Eukaryota, Metazoa, Chordata, Lepidosauria, Squamata, Lacertidae. Gene Ontology annotation, molecular function: metalloaminopeptidase activity. The record is from RefSeq and is a predicted model, not a curated record.